AAAAAUACAUUUAGUUUGUGAACUAGUAUAGAUAUAUUUCCAUAUUUCCCUCCAACUUACCAUCCAGUCACAAACAAUACAAUUAUUGAUUUCCAUACUGAAAGUGCUCAGUCAAAUUUAAGUCAUUCAAAUUUGAACUGUGCUAACAUCAAGAUAAUUUUGACAUUUGCAUGAAACAGUGUCAGAGCUAAUUAUGUGUAGGGUUACAAAUGCCAGUCAAAACAUUUUAUUUUCAAUAAAAAAAAUGCUCCUGUUCCUUUUGCCGUGUUCUCCUAUGAAUAAGGUGCAAUACUUUGUGCUGAGAAAGCAUGAAAUCCAUGCAAUGGAUUUUUUACAGCACACUGAGCCCGAAGAGCAAACUUUGGCUUAAUGAAGAACGAUCCCAUUCAUCAGUGAGUGGAGGUUUGCUUCUGUUAAGCCAGACAAUCGAAAGAAAUGCUGGAUGUGUUAAAAUUGCUUCAUACAAUUCCUUCAUCGAACAAAAGAAUAAAAACUUAAAUGCACAAUCUGUUGGUGCUUAUUGUAAAAGAACAGUAUUGACACAAUGCAAUUGUCUGCUUUUGCAACAAAUACCAAACAACCGGACUGAGAACUGGGACUUCAUUCUCCAAAGGCAUGAAUUGAACUUGAUCUGAUCAUCUUUUCUACUUGACAAAUACUUGAUUGUUUGACGCUGCUGGGUAGUGAUGAAUCUUUUGCUUCAAAAAUGGAAUCUAGACAGGAGCCUGUGUAAUAAUACUGUAUUGUGUUUCUCCUCCCAGAACCACACCUGGAUAUCCGGUUUGCAGAGUACCCAGAGUGGAUGCCAGCGUGGGUUAUUGAUUGACGCAGAGCAGAAAAAACUGCAGAUGAACGUUGUCAUUGUUGCAGAUGGUUUUGAAGCUGCCUCACGAAUUCGAAAGCCCCAGAACGGGCAGCUGCACAAAUAUAUAGUCCUGUGGUCAUUUGAAUACGAGGCAUAUGCGGCAGUUAACAAAGGCUAACAGCAUAUGAUUAUGUGUCAUUUUCCCUGUCCCACUUCACUCCGGCAGCCCUCCAGAAUCAAUAGAGAGAAGCCAGAGAGUGACCACAGAGAGAUCCAGGCUGAACCGAACCCCCCCUCCCUGUUAAAGAGGAGCAGAAGGGUAUUCUGACCCAUGGGAAGGAAAACCAGCAUGUCCUGAGACUGACAGGCUUUAAUUAAAACGGCUGCGUGCAUUGUGGGCGUGGUAAAGGAAGGGCCAGGAUAAGGAUAAGCAUGCUGGAUCUGGUAUCAGCGUUUCCACAGCAACGCAUAUUAAGUUGCAUUUCAGUGGACUUUAACCAGGCGGAGGGACAGGUGACGUUUGCAGGAAACACCAUCCUUCCUGGAACGAAACCUAGCAGCCUCAGACAUGGCAAAGUUCUUCACUCCAACCCAAAUCAGUGGGAUGAACUGAGUUGUAACAGAACUUUCCCCCCCUUUUCAGAGUUCAAAGAAUGCUUCUCGCUGUACGACAAGAAGCAAAAGGGCAAAAUUGAUUCGAAAGACUUGAUCACGGUUAUGCGCUGCCUGGGUACAAGUCCAACUCACGGUGAAAUAGAGCGGCAUCUCCAAGUUCACAAAAUCGAAAAAAAUGGCGAGCUGGACUUCUCCGCGUUCCUGAUGAUGAUGCACAGACAGAUGCAGCAGGAGAACCCCAAGGCCGAAAUCCUGGAGGCCUUCAGGAUGACCGACAAGCAGAAGAAGGGAUACAUCCAGGCGUCCGAGCUGCGCGCCAAACUCACCAAGUUAGGAGAGAAACUCACAAACAAAGAAGUGGAUGAGCUUUUCAAAGAGGCAAACGUCAAGUCGAACGGAAUCAUCAACUAUGAGGAGUUCACCCACAUGGUGACGCUGCCACCGGUCGAUUACUGAUUCCCCCAAGACGAAUCCAACAAACCAAACCCAAAAUUCUCAACAAACAAACGGACAAAAUGACAUCAUACCACCUGUAACUGAGGCAUUAACAGUCAUAUGUUGUACCUGUGUGGUGAAAAGUCUUCUCUUUUUUUUCUUCAUGAUUAGAUCUGAAUUGUUAAAUCAAAAAACAUAUUUUCUCUUUUUAGAUGUUUGGUAAAUAUCUGUGUUAAAAGCCUCCGGCUGACAUGCACAAAUUGUUGGAUGUUGUUUAGAUCUGUAUUAAUUAGCACCUCCAUCAGUUUUAUUUGUAUUAACAAGCAAGGUAAAUAAAUAACUGCAUGUAAUAGCACACUACUACAUUUUGAGUAAUGCAGACGUUUAUCAAAAGAGGCUUGGGUUUGAGGAUUUUACUCAUUGCCAUGAGGAUUUUUUUUAUUGACUUCAUUAUCUGGGAUGAUAUAUCAUUUACAUACUUUGACUCUUGAUAUUGUGCUUUGGAACCAACUUUGUCAUACUAACCAAGAAACACUUAUUUAAAAAUAACUGGUAAAAAAGUGAAAAAAUAAAUUAACUGAAGUUGAACAUAUGAAUGUCAAUACAUCUACUUCAAAUAUAUGUUGCUGCAUCUCCUGCUUAUAAUAAUGAUAAUAUAUAUUCACCCAUCCAUCUUUAUGAUCACUUCCCAUAACUUAAAAACAGAAAAACUGGAAAAACAGAGAUUCAAAACAGAGAAAACUCAUACAGCAUUAAUAUUAAACUUAAGCAUACCACAGAAACAAACCUUUAUUUCUGUGUUUUUCCUAUCGGGGGUCCCACUUUAAAAGGUAAAAUGACUAAACGCAGGAGAUAAAGUAUGUGUGAUGUGCUGCGUGACACCUCUCAGUCAGCGGCCAUUUUGAUGUGUCUUUGGUGUUUUGCUUUUUUCCGACAUUGAUAAGACAGUCUUCCAUAUCCAUCUAAGUCCCCUCUCUUAUAAAUGUGAAACUCGUUUGAUCUUGUUAUAUUUAGCCAAGUAAUAACUCUGACUUAGCACGUUGUCAAAUUAUUUUGCUCCCUGGGAGACCUUUGUCCAAUUUCCAGACACAAAACAUUCCUCUGAAGAGGAAAUAAACACAGUCACAUUCUUUUUUUUUGGAACUUAUCUUUUAAUAAGAUGCUACACAGGUAUGUCUGCGACUUUACAGAUGGUGUCUGCAUUUUGUCUGGACUGAUAACAUAUUUGCCCACAACACAUAAACCGAACCUAACAAGCAGUCUUUCUCUCCACAUGCCAAUUUGUUCAGAGCUGUGAAAAUAUUCAAAUGAAAUAUUUCACCCCAGGUAUUCCUGUUAUCACUCUAAGGCAGACAGAGAAGGGACAGAGAAGAGCCUUUUGAAAUUAAAAAAAAAAAAAGAAGAGAGAGAAACAAAAUAGACAAUGGUUGAAAGCUUUACAUUAUUGGUGGGAAGUUUUAUAAUAUGACUAAAUAAUCAUUUAAUCCAAGUGCUAAGGUGAUGGGUUUCAGACAGAGUGACGUCAUAACCUGUAGAGACAAAGUUUAAUAUGGAAUUCAGUUAACUUCCCCAAGAUUUCUUGAUUUUCAAUCAGUGAAUAAUUGCAUCCACACAAGCAGUGACGAUAACAAAAACAAUUGUUUACACAUACACCCAAGAUGUAAACAAAAAGCCUCAAUGGAGACUGCAUUCAGCCUCAAAUUAAUAUUUAAUUCCUCCUGAAUCUCUUGAGUUUUUAGAAUAAAAUCAGUUAUCACCGUUAUGAUAAAUAAUCAUUGACCAACAUGAGGGACUAAAAUAUUUCUGUUGACAAAAGUAAACACCAGAUUAGAUCUGACAUACUGAUAGCACACAAUUACAGCACAACACUGGAGACAUUCUCUUUAAAACAAAUAUUUAUUUUAAAGUAGUGUCUUGAAUAAUUGUACAAUAGGAAUUUUAUUUGUACAUCAUCAGUUCAAAUCAAAGCUGACCUGAUAUUACUUGUUCAACCCAUUUAGACCAAUGUCUGUCUAAGCUCUAAAACCUACACAUCGUUUAGAAAACAGCCUAAAAAAGACUAAAAGUUGAUGAACUUCCUACUAAAGGUAACAGGAAUAUGGUUGAGAUUUAAACCUAAAUAUAAAAAAACAAAAAGUAAAACAUUAAAAAAAAACUUUUCACAUCCCGCUCGACAGAUAAAAGCAUAAUGAUUUCAUUUGAGAUCUUAAAAGGAGACAUGUUCUGCAUCAUUUCUCAAUGGAUUACCAUUCGAUGUGCAGAAGCAUGAAGAAAUAAUGGAAAAAUAUGAAGCUCGGAGAAUUCUGAGCUGCUUUUCACCCCCUUUUGAUAAUGAAUCGGUUAUUAGGAUGAUUCAUUGUAAGCAGCAACGGGAAGGAAGGACGGACGGCUUUGGAAAGAGUCUGACAAGAGGAGAUAAAGAAAAAAAAUUAAACAGGUUGAGACAUGUUCUCAGUGCUUUAAUUAUUUUUCACAAACCUCAUGCAGUAUCAUGCAAUCGGUUUUUUUUAAAUUUCCCUUUGAUUAGAGCAAUGUCGACAAUAACUUCAAAAGCAUGCAAUUUAACAUGAAUUCCACUUCUUGAACUUGAACAAAUGAUCCAGUACUGAAGUGAAUAAGGCACUGGGCCCGCCAAUACCUGAACCCUAAACGGAUGGAGCCGCUCCGGCUUCUAGCACCAAGUGUUUCCUGCAGAAUCCUUUUGAUGUGAGAGCUUUAAGUGCGUGAGGAUGUACACCUGUUACUGCUACAUCAUUGUAAAAGCUUUUUCUCCUCUUUUUUUUUCUUUUCUUUUCUUUUAUUUUCCAUUCGACUGUUAACAGCCUGAGAAUUU
Molecule: messenger RNA, 4688 nt
Organism: Menidia menidia (Atlantic silverside)
Lineage: Eukaryota; Metazoa; Chordata; Actinopteri; Atheriniformes; Atherinopsidae
Source: the annotation of a GenBank genome assembly